CGCAAAUCUGACUUGCAGACUUUAAUAAGUUUCUUUAUCAUUUUUUUCAUUUUAUUUAAUUGUAUUUACUGAAAACCAAAGGGCGAUAAAAAAGAAAAAGAAACGAGAAAAGACUUUUUACAGUCUCUAACUUUUUUUUCCCCCCCAUCUUCCGUUGUUAAAUAAAAAUCACUAUCAGAGAGUCUCGUCCAAUAAAACGCAGAGUGGCCAAGGUCGGAGGAGGAACAAGGAGGAGGAGGAAGAAGAAGAACCUUCGGAUGCACAGAGCUCGCAAAUACUUCUCGGCAGAUUGCACUAAAGCCUGACGACGCGGCUCCACUGGACCCGAAGAUCCCCCUUGCUCCCCUGCCGGCGAUCGCAAUGUCCUCCGCCGCGUCAUCCCGAUCUCUCCAUCUCUUCCUCUGCGCUCUUCUUCUCAUCUCUCCUCUCGUCCUCGCCUCCGAGUCAGAUCACAAGUAUCAACCAGAUGAUCCUGUUACUCUUUGGGUGAACAAAGUUGGUCCUUAUAAUAAUCCCCAAGAAACGUACAACUACUACAGCCUUCCAUUUUGCCGUCCAGCUGGAAAUUCUGCACACAAAUGGGGUGGUCUUGGUGAAGUCCUGGGUGGAAAUGAACUUAUUGAUAGCUUGCUCGACAUCAAGUUCCAGAAGAAUGUAGACAAAGGUUCCAUUUGUCAGCUCGACCUCGAUGAAGCUAAGGUCAGACAGUUCAAAGAUGCCAUUGAGAACAGUUACUGGUUUGAGUUCUUCAUGGGUAUGUUCAGUUUUGGCUUGUCUUUGGCGUCUUGUUUCCAUCUCCAUCUGAUUUCAAAAAAAUUCUGAUAACAUCAGGAAACUGGGCAAAUCUUCUUAAAGCUUUGAUCUCCACUUCACCUAUUUUAGCAAGGAACCUGUUUCUCUUUUUGGUUUUAUUAGUUAUGGUUGAUUAGUUUUCAUGAUUGGUUUUCAAGGUUGAUUCACUAAUGAGUUUCUUGUGUCUUCUGAUUCGUGAUCUUCUGUUCUAUGACCACUAAUGCAGAUGACUUGCCACUAUGGGGCUUUGUUGGGGAGUUGCAUCCUGAUAAAAACAGUGACAAUGGUAAACAUGUUCUGUACACACACAAGACUAUUACGGUUAAAUAUAACAAAAAUCAGAUCAUUCAUGUUAAUCUGACUCAAGAGGGUGCUAAACCCCUCGAAGCGGGUAGAAGUGUGGAAAUGACGUACUCUGUCAAAUGGAUUGCAACUAAUGUUUCUUUUGCUCGUCGCUUUGAUGUCUACUUGGAUUAUCCUUUCUUUGAGCACCAGAUCCAUUGGUUUUCCAUUUUCAACUCUUUCAUGAUGGUCAUCUUCCUCACCGGUUUGGUCUCGAUGAUAUUAAUGCGUACCCUUAGAAAUGACUACGCUAAGUAUGCUAGAGAAGAUGAUGAUCUGGAGUCUUUGGAAAGAGAUGUCAGUGAAGAGUCUGGUUGGAAGCUUGUCCAUGGAGAUGUUUUCCGCCCUCCUCGCAAUUUGGUUAUUCUGUCAGCUGUUGUUGGGACUGGUGCUCAGCUGGCACUGCUUGUGCUUCUUGUCAUCCUAUUGGCUAUUGUUGGGAUGUUGUAUGUUGGGAGAGGAGCAAUCGUGACGACUUUCAUUGUUUGCUAUGCUCUGACAUCAUUCAUUUCUGGUUAUGUUAGUGGAGGAAUGUAUUCCCGUCAUGGAGGUAAAAGUUGGAUAAAGGCCAUGAUCCUAACGGCUUCUUUGUUCCCGUUUUUGUGCUUUGGAAUUGGGUUUAUUUUGAACACAAUUGCCAUAUUCUAUGGAUCUCUUGCUGCCAUCCCAUUCGGUACCAUAGUGGUUGUUUUCGUCAUUUGGGGUUUCAUAUCUUUCCCCCUAGCACUGCUUGGUACAGUGGUUGGUAGGAAUUGGAGUGGUGCUCCAAAUAACCCUUGCCGUGUUAAGACCAUUCCUCGACCAAUCCCAGAGAAGAAAUGGUACCUAACACCAUCUGUGGUAUCAAUGAUGGGGGGACUACUUCCCUUUGGUAGCAUAUUCAUCGAGAUGUACUUUGUUUUCACGUCUUUCUGGAAUUACAAGGUCUACUAUGUGUAUGGCUUCAUGCUGCUUGUUUUCCUGAUUCUCAUCAUUGUAACUGUUUGUGUGACAAUUGUGGGCGCAUAUUUCUUGCUGAAUGCUGAGAACUACCAUUGGCAAUGGACCUCCUUCCUCUCUGCUGCAUCAACAGCUGUGUAUGUGUACUUGUACUCGAUCUACUACUACUACGUGAAGACUAAGAUGUCUGGCUUCUUCCAGACCAGCUUCUAUUUUGGAUACACUUUGAUGUUCUGCCUUGGCCUCGGAAUACUCUGUGGUGCUGUUGGUUAUCUAGGCUCAAACUUGUUUGUAAGGAGGAUCUACAGAAACAUCAAGUGUGACUAGUAGAACUGGGCGGUUCGCAGAACCAGGGGACUGGGCGCUUCCUUCUCCCAAGCCCUAAUAUUCUUUUAACAUCCCGGGGACACGAUUCUCGAGAUUCGAAGCAUCUGGUCAACUCAACGGACGAAUUUUCAGGAAAACUUGUAGUGGACGAAUCAACAACAAAGCUUUUGAUAGGGAUUGGGGACUGUAACUCUUCCCUGGAAUAGCGGGGGAAGCAGUUGUUGAAGAGGGUUUGUUCUUGGUGUUCCUGUUUUUUCCUUUUUGUCCCCCCAUCUGUAAGUGAAAGAGGUUUUUGAUUUAGAAUCCCAGAGAUUUGUCAUAUAUCUGUGAAGCAUUAGCAGGAAAUAUAUUGGACCUCUCUCGCCGUCAUUUCAUCCGAUGCCAUGUUAGAACUAAGAACUGAUACCCUAAUUUUGAUUGAUUCAAUGCGACUCCCUCGAACUG
Molecule: messenger RNA, 2844 nt
Organism: Linum tenue
Lineage: Eukaryota; Viridiplantae; Streptophyta; Magnoliopsida; Malpighiales; Linaceae
Source: the annotation of a GenBank genome assembly